Beta vulgaris subsp. vulgaris (sugar beet) is the source of this 1403-nucleotide messenger RNA. RefSeq names its product BTB/POZ domain-containing protein At1g21780. Bases 65 to 1105 code for a protein of 346 amino acids. The transcript has 4 exons. The record is from RefSeq and is a predicted model, not a curated record. Lineage: Eukaryota; Viridiplantae; Streptophyta; Magnoliopsida; Caryophyllales; Amaranthaceae. Gene Ontology annotation, molecular function: protein binding.
AACUGAAAAAAAAAAAACCAACUUUAGAUGAAAAAUUUAAAAACAUAUAAAAAACGGGCAAAAGAUGUAUGAAAGUGUUCUGGGUCUCUCUCCUCAGCAACAACCACAGUCAGAAAGACAAAAAAUGGUGGAUACAAAAGUAGAAACCAUCUCAAGAUUAGCUCAAUGGAGGAUCGACAAUUUUGGUCCUUGUUCUUACAAAAAAUCUGAUUCUUUUAAACUUGGUCUUUGGAAUUGGCAUUUGGCAAUUGAAAAAAAUCGAUAUUUGUAUGUAAGAUUGUUUCCAGAACCAUCUAGAGUGUCGAAGGAUCAUCCCCCAAUUGCUCGGUUUAUUCUUAGAGUAUCUAAUCUUGGUCUUAGUCGCAGACCCUAUAUUUCUCCCAUUCAUGAGCGACUGCUGCGUAACAGUGAUGACUUUGUCUGGCCUGUGGACACCACGUUUUAUGGCCGCUUUGUCAUUGAUGUGGAAUUUCUGGACUUGAAGAUCUGUCCAGCGAGUGGAGGACAACCGAAUUCUAUAUGGCCAGCACAAGAAACCAUGCAAUCUUUGACCACUCAAGGUGCCCUCCGAACAAUGUCUCGCAUGCUUUACGAGAGCAUCCAUACUGAUGUUACCAUCAACACAGCCGAUGGAACCCUGAGGGCCCACAAAGCAAUCCUUUCAGCAAGCUCUCCCGUGUUCCAAAGUAUGUUCCUCCAUGAUCUAAGAGAAAAAGAAUCUUCCACCAUCGAGAUAGACGACAUGUCAUUGGAAUCUUGCAUGGCCCUUCUCACCUACGUGUAUGGAACCAUAAAACCCGAGGAUUUCUGGAAACACAGGCUUGCUCUUCUGGCAGCUGCAAACAAAUAUGACAUGACAGAUCUUAAAGAUGCUUGUGAAGAAAGCCUCUUGGAGGACAUCAACUCGGGGAAUGUUCUAGAGAGGCUGCAGGAGGCAUGGCUUUACCAACUUGAUACACUAAAGAAAGGGUGCUUAAAGUACUUGUUUGAAUUUGGAAAGAUAUAUGACAUCAAGGAUGAUAUAAGCAACUUUUUUCAAACUACUGAUAGGGAUUUACUGGCAGAGAUGUUUCAUGAGGUUCUUACAGUAUGGAAACCAGCUUAAAUAGCCAUGAAGCGUGUCAUUGGUAACAUGUAAAUAAUCGCUAAGCUUCUCUCUUUUGCGCCUUAACCUUUCGAAUUCUUCCUUCCCUGUGUUCACCUUUUCUUCUUACGUGGGUGGGGUUGGGAAUGUAUAUCAUAUUUGUACUGUAAUAGUACAUGGUAACUUGGUAAGAUUUGUUGUGUUAAGAAUUAAGAUGUAUGUAUUGAUUUUAUGGAGCACACCGCUAGAUGCAGGUAACCACAAUUAUUGUGUAAUGAAUCUGAUGAUGAUAGACUUCAAAUGAAGUUUUCUGUUAUAA